Schizophyllum commune H4-8 is the source of this 2064-nucleotide messenger RNA. Its product is annotated as alpha/beta-hydrolase. The transcript has 7 exons. Gene Ontology annotation, biological process: proteolysis. The record is from RefSeq and is a predicted model, not a curated record. The coding region runs from base 1 to 2064 and encodes 687 amino acids. Gene Ontology annotation, molecular function: serine-type peptidase activity. Lineage: Eukaryota; Fungi; Basidiomycota; Agaricomycetes; Agaricales; Schizophyllaceae.
AUGGGUGCUGCUCGCGCAUCGUACGGGACAUGGGAUUCCCCGCUCACUGUUGAGCAUGUCGUUGAGAACGCAGCAAACGUCUACGCUCAGCCAAUCUUCGUCGAUCCUGUCACAUCCAAACUAUACCUCUCCGACUCGCGUCCUUCAGAGGGAGGCAGGACUGCGCUGGUAGACCUUGAUACCGGGAAGGACGUGAUUCCGGGGUCGCAGUGGAACAUUGGUACCAAGGUCCACGAGUAUGGUGGCGGCCCGGGCGUGUUGGCCGUCCGAGACGGUGUCUUCUACUUCUCGCAGCGCAGCGACAAUCGCCUGUACCGCUUCAGGGAAGGAGACGGUGAUCCCGUUGCAGUGACGCCAGAGAACAUCAACUGGCGCUACGCCGACUUCGACAUUCACCCAAUCCGUCCCCACCUCCUUAUCGCGGUCCUAGAGGACCACACCAAGCCCAACCCUGCAGACGUCACUAACUCCCUCUGUGUCAUCGACACCGCCAACUCCGCCGUCCAUCCCCUCACCCAUGGCGCCGACUUCUACGCCCAGCCGCGCUUCUCGCCCGACGGGAAGAGGAUCACCUGGCAGCAAUGGUAUCAUCCCGACAUGUCCUGGACCGGGUCCGAGGUCUACGUCGUGGACUUCGACGCGGACAACUUCACCGCGAACGCGAUCACCCACGUCGCCGGCGCACGACGCAAGGUCAGCGUCGUCUACCCGACAUGGGCGUCCGCGGACACCAUCCUCUUUCUCUCAGACGAGACGGGGUACUAUCAGCCGUACAAGUACAUUGUCGGGCUCGGCACGCAGCCGACGCCCGUGUUGCGCGAGCCGACGAAGUUCGACUGGAACGGGAACUCGCCGGCGUGGACCUUUGGCUGGAGCUUCUACGCCGCGCUCGAGGAUGGCCAGCACGCGAUAUUCACGGGCACGAAGGACGGGCGGGCGGUGUUCUUCCUGGUUGACCUGCAGUCGGGCGAGAAGCACCAGUUGGACAUCCCCUAUGUGACGGUCGAUUACCUGCGCCUCAUCCCCUCCGACGGGUUGAGCUCAAAGGUUGUGUUCGUCGGCGACCUCACAGACGAUGGCUCGGCUACGGUGCAAUUGACCAUCACGCCUUCGUCGCCGCUGUCAUCCUCCACAUUUGAAGUUAAGAAGCUCUCUUCGCGUCCAACCGUCUUCUCAAGAGGCGAGCUCCCCCGAAAUCUCGUCUCCCAGCCGCGGCCCAUGACCCUGACCGCGCCGGAUGGUCACGAUAUACAUGUUAUAUUCUGGCCACCUAAGAACCCAGCUUACACGGGCGGCCUCGACGGCGAGAAGCCCCCCUGCGUCGUGCAAGCGCACAGCGGGCCCACCGGCCUCACGCCCCCAAAGCUCAACCUUGAGAUCCAGUACUACACGACGCGAGGGUGGGCCUGGCUCGAAGUCAACUACCGCGGCUCUUCUGGCUACGGGCGGGCGUACAUGGACGCCUUGAAUGGUCAAUGGGGCGUCGCCGACGCGGAGGACUGCAGCGCAGCUGCUGUCCGACUACGUGGACACGAAGCGCAUGGUCAUACGCGGGAGCUCUGCCGGAGGGUACACCGUGCUCUCCGCACUCUCGUUCUCCUCGAAGCCAGCGUUCUUCGCGGCGGGGACGUCAUGGUAAGUCGUCUGCGUGUUUCCAGUACAAGUGUAUUGAUUGCGGCCCCUAGCUAUGGAAUCGCCGACAUCGCCCUCCUCAUGUCGAGCAACAUGCACAAGUUCGAAAUGCACUACAUCGACGUGCUCAUCCGGCCAGAGGGGCAGUAUGAGGCGAAGGAGGAGAGGGACAGACUGUAUGCUGCACGGUCGCCCAUCACGCACGUCGAGAAGAUCGUCUGUCCGUUGUUGAUCCUCCAAGGAGAGGAAGACACCGUCGUGCCCAAAUCCCAGGCGCAGGCCAUGUACGACACGAUCAAGGCACGCGGUGGCGUAGCGGAGAUGCAGGUCUACCCAGGCGAAGGCCAUGGCUUCCGCAGGGCGGAGACUGUGCGCGACUGCACGGAGCGGGAAUUGAAGUUUUAUGAGCGGAUACUGGGAUUGAAGAAGUGA